Messenger RNA from Vespa velutina, 2106 nucleotides. RefSeq names its product neither inactivation nor afterpotential protein G (gene ninaG). Gene Ontology annotation, molecular function: oxidoreductase activity, acting on CH-OH group of donors; flavin adenine dinucleotide binding. The transcript has 8 exons. Lineage: Eukaryota; Metazoa; Arthropoda; Insecta; Hymenoptera; Vespidae. The record is from RefSeq and is a predicted model, not a curated record. The coding region runs from base 250 to 1926 and encodes 558 amino acids.
UAAACAAAUGUUAUCGUUAUUCUUAAUUCGAUACAUGAAAUGUAACAAAUGUAUCGUAUGCUAUACGAUACGAUAAAUCAACAAUCACGUAUAUCGAUUACAAGACGCUAAUUAAAUAUGUCAAUUAUAGCUCGCUUCUCUUCUACAUAAACUCCACUCUGUUUGUAAGGUCUUACAGUCCGAUAAUAUCGGUCGUUCGUUUCUAACGUGAUAUACGCGUUUAGCUUAUAUUUCUUUAACGUUAAAAAUAUGUGGAAUUAUAUUUUGCUAUCUUCCGUGGUACUGAUGUCAUCGUUAUUUUAUCAUUAUCAAUUUAAUAAACCAAUCGGUAUCAUCGAAAAUCCAAAUAGCUAUUAUGAUUAUAUAGUCGUUGGCGCUGGUACGACUGGUUGCGUGAUAGCAUCGCGUCUAUCGGAUUUAUCAAAUACCACGGUGUUGCUCGUGGAAGCGGGUGGUUAUUUCAAUUGGAUGUCGGCGAUGCCGUUGAUGGCCCCGUUGAUGCAAGGGACCAGUUUAGAUUGGGCUUAUAAAACGGAGACACAGAAGUUCUCAUCGCUUGGACUUUGGAGCCACCAACAAUCGUGGCCAAGAGGUAAAGGAUUAGGUGGCAGUGGUCAAAUUAAUUAUCUCGUUCACUCUUUCGGGAGGUCCGAGGAUUAUGAAACGUGGCCUAAGGGAUGGUCCUACGGUGAUUUGAUACCGUAUUUUAAAAAGGUCACGGAAACCAUGAGCGUAACUACCUUUUCAUCGAAUGAUCCAUUAAUUGCGGCCUUUAUGGAGGCCGAACUUUCAAUCGGAUCUAACGACGCUACCUUUCAAAAGGGCAGUUAUACCGUCAAACGUGGAAAUCGAUGGAGUACCUAUCACGCGUAUUUACAGAAUUCUAUAAAAAAUCGCAACAAUCUUCACGUUCUGAUGAACACUCUGGUUACAAAGAUAUUAUUCAAUGAAACGAAAACGAUCGGUGUAGACGUUCUUUAUAAGAAUGCUUCGCGUGGAAAAAUAAAUGCGAGAAGAGAAGUUAUUCUUUGUGCCGGUACCGUCAAUACCGUCCAAUUACUUUUGCUUUCUGGUAUAGGACCGAGAAAAGAUCUCAACGAGUAUCAGAUACGAACGGUGAGCGAUCUCCCAGAAGUUGGAAAGAAUCUUUUCGAUCAUAUGAAUGUUCCACUAUAUGUAAAUCUCAAAGCAUCGGUUAGUCUGACUUUAAGAAAGAUGCAAUCGAUUCAAGAAGUAGCCAAAUACCUUCUCUUCGGGACCGGAUCUCUCUCGUCGAAUCGUGUUUUGGCUACCGCACGCGUAAACAAUAGCGGUAUUAUACUCUUCGGCGUGGCUUCCACCGAUGAGAAAUUGUUGAAGGACAUUGCUAAUUAUCAAACCGAGACUUUCAGAUCGCUCUUUCCUGCUUACAACGACACUGGCCACGAAGGCUUCCUCUAUCUCGCUACUUGCCUUCAACCGAAAAGUCGUGGAAACGUCACCUUAAAAUCACGAAGUAUUUUCGAUCAACCAAAAAUCGAUCCGGCUUAUCUACAAAACGACGACGACGUUCAUUGCACUCACAAGGCGAUAAAUUUGGCAUUGGAGACUUUAAAUUCGCGAAAAUUUCGUGGGUACGGUGCUCACGUUCAUUUACCCGAUUUCGAGGAAUGCCGACACUUCAGACAAGAUUAUAGAGAUCGGGAUUAUUCCGAAUGCGUUAUGAGAAUCGGUGGAGUUACCAGUCAUCAUCCAUGUGGUAGUUGUAGAAUGGGCACCGACGAUAACGCGGUGAUCGACGAUAAAUUAAGAGUAAGAGGAGUAAUCGGUUUGCGAAUAAUGGACGCCAGUAUAUUGCCUUCGCCAAUUUCCGGUACACCGAAUUCCGUCUUGAUAGCGAUGGCGGAACGUGCCUUUGACGUAAUCACUGAAAGAGCAAGUAAUUAAAAAAUUGUUUCGAUCGUUCAUCGAAAAUCUUCAAAGGUGCUCUCUGUUUAAAAAGGAUCUUCUCGAGGGGCUAGAAAACAAGGAAUAACAUGGGAUCAAUCGAAAAUAGGCUCACUCUCUUGACUUUCAUGUUUUUUGUAAUUUAUAAUUAAUGGUAAAGUUUUUUUUUCUUGUUUUACA